AUGGGCGCGCUGGGCUUCGUGGCGUGGUACGCAGGCAGGCAGCCCGCCUGGCCGGCCGGUCGGCCGGCGCGCUGCUCGGCAACCGGCAGGCGGCCGUCACGGCCCCGGCCGCCCGGCUCCCCGCCCUCCGCCCUCCGCCACGGUAAAUGGCGCCAGCAUUCGGCUUCAAACGUUGCCGCACACCGAGGGAACCCCCGCCUGCCAGCUCCCGUACACCCAGCAGGUCGGGCAGCCGCUGUGGAGAGGGAAACGGGGGUUAAUCUGGUGGAUUUCUGUGGACAGACCAUCAGGGCUGAUGGAAUCAUUAUCAACUCGCACCAAGAAUCUCAGAAGUACUACUUUGUCACAGUCGGGACUGACUGUAGGUUUACAAUGCAGGCUGCUUCGCCAAAGGACAAAGUUCAGUUUCAGUUUAGAUUCUUUUUAGUGUACAGCCUACUGAGAGAGUCUUCUAUCCUUCAGCCCACGACUGCACCUCCACUACUGCAGCGCAAUGCAACAGGACCUCUGUCGCUUCUAAACACCAGUAGGCCUAGGCAAAGAGCUGCCCUGCCACUCAUAGGAGAGGAGAUUGUUGACACUUGCAAUGCUGGAUCAUACGUGCAAUUUUAUGAUGGUAAGGAUAGAACUUCUCCACCAAUUGGUUCCCUUUUAUGUGGGAAGACCAUCCCCAAGCCAAUUUUAUCAACUGGCAACUACCUUUCUCUGAGACUGGUCACCAGAGGUCAACAACCCAGGGUGGACUUCGUUGGACAUUUCACAUCUUACAGACCUGGUUUGAAAUCUUCAGAGUGCAGUGGAGAGGCAUACUUUCAAUGCCAAAAUGGAAAAUGUAUUCCAAUGAGUCUGGUCUGUGAUUCAGAAAGUAUUGACAACUGUGGUGAUGGCAGUGAUGAGUCAGCAUUUUUUUCCGAAAAUUGUAAAGAUAGUUCCUCCAUCUUGCCAACUCCCAAUGAAACCAGUACCAGCACCAUGGAGCACAACAAUUCACCAUCACCUUCUAUCAGUCUCAGUACUUUUUGCCAGACACCAAGAAGACACCAUCACCUUCUCUCAAACAGCAUUCCUUAUCCAGACCCUGCUGCAGACAACAAGUCAUAUGUUUCGCUGCUCACUCUCUACAUCAUCCUGGGAGUUAUUGCAGGGAUUGUGCUACUGUUCUGGUGUUGCUGGUCACCGGGCUGGUUAGUUUGGAGGCUCAGUGUCUGCAGAUUUCUACCGUGCUGUAACUCUUUCUGCGCUGCCUGCCAACUCUGCACCCACAGCUGCUGUCGGAUGGACAAGAAUCGACUGGCCAAGGUCACACCACAGAAUGCAGUCCCCAUACCUGUGUGAUAUCUGUUGCAUAGAUUACUCCCCUUUCCCUCUAAGUGUAUGUCAUUAAUAGCCUGACCAGAGUUAGGUACUACUGCAACCUGACAUUGCUACAUUCCCGCAGGUCCAAAUUGGUUGGAACAGUUUAGCCUAAUUUAUCACUUAGAGUACAAUCCACUAGAUUUGUUUAAUUAACUGAAGGGAUUCUCUGUUCUUCAGGAGAGAAAAGUGUAGAUAUUCUGAUUACUGUCAUGUGGUCUAAAUUGUAAGAAAUUGCAUUAAUUUGUCCCGAUUUUCUAAACUUGAUUAUUGUGUUUGGAAACCUGUAAAAACAGAUUUCUUCUAACAGCAAAAAAAGUACUGCAGAUGCUGGAAAUCUGAAAUAGCAGCAGAAAAUUCUGGAAAUACUCAU
This is a messenger RNA of Pristis pectinata (smalltooth sawfish), 1726 nucleotides long. RefSeq names its product low density lipoprotein receptor class A domain containing 2 (gene ldlrad2). The transcript is spliced from 6 exons. Gene Ontology annotation, molecular function: protein binding. The coding region runs from base 1 to 1335 and encodes 444 amino acids. NCBI's taxonomy places the organism in Eukaryota, Metazoa, Chordata, Chondrichthyes, Rhinopristiformes, Pristidae. The record is from RefSeq and is a predicted model, not a curated record.